This is a messenger RNA of Erinaceus europaeus (western European hedgehog), 4201 nucleotides long. Its product is annotated as gastrula zinc finger protein XlCGF57.1-like. Lineage: Eukaryota; Metazoa; Chordata; Mammalia; Eulipotyphla; Erinaceidae. The transcript is spliced from 5 exons. The record is from RefSeq and is a predicted model, not a curated record. Bases 194 to 2023 code for a protein of 609 amino acids. Gene Ontology annotation, biological process: negative regulation of transcription by RNA polymerase II. Gene Ontology annotation, molecular function: DNA-binding transcription repressor activity, RNA polymerase II-specific.
GCCAUCUUGCUCCCGCUUCCGCGUUCCCGAAACGUCUGGGGCCUUCAAGCCGGCUUCUGGGGAGCCUGCCAGGUCCCAGGUGGGGAGCUGUGGCCGGGAGCAGCCAGGACCCAGGAGCAGCCCCCCAGCACCCUGCCCUGCCCUCCCCUCCCCUCCCGGCUGCGCUCCCCCUGCCAGAGUCCCGGCCCAGACCAUGGAGAGAUCUCUGGGGACGGUGUCUUUUGAUGACGUGAAGGUGACCUUCUCCUGGGAGGAGUGGCAGCUCCUGAGUGAUGCCCAGAGGAACCUGUACCAGACGGUCAUGCUGGAGACCUACAGCAGCCUGACGGCCCUGGGGCGCGGUGUGUCCAAACCUGAGGUGAUCGUCAAGCUGGAGCAAGGAGCAGAGCCCUGGACUGUAGCAGAACCUCCCCCCCGGAGCCUCUCAGCUUUCAGGAUCUUCCACCGACGCAAGAUCCCGUACGAAUGCAGCGAAUGCAAGAAGACCUUCUUCGACAAGUCCUACUUCAAGACCCACCUGAAGAUCCACACGGGCGAGCGGCCCUACGAGUGCAAGGUGUGCGCCAAGAACUUCUGCUGGAAGUCCAGCCUCAACCUGCACCUCAAGACGCACACGGGUGAGAAGCCCCACGAGUGCGAGGUAUGCCACAAGACCUACAGCCAGAAGUCCUACCUCGUGCUGCACCUCAAGACGCACACGGGCCAGCGGCCCUUCAAGUGCACCGAGUGUCAGAAGACCUUCUACCAGCGAUCGGACCUCCGGAGGCACCUCAACAUCCACACGGGCGAGCGGCCCUACGAGUGCCCGGAGUGCGCCAAGACCUUCUGCUGGAAGUCCAGCUUCCGCCUGCACAUGCGGAGCCACGUCCGCGACCGGCCCCACGAGUGCCCCGAGUGUCACAAGACCUUCGCCCAGAAGUCCUACCUGGAGCUCCACCAGCGCACCCACACGGGGGAGGGCUCCUUCGACUGUCAGGAGUGCAAGAAGAGCUUCUGCAAGAAAUCGGACCUCAAGAGGCACCUGAAGACGCACACGGGCGAGAAGCCGUACGCCUGUGCCGAGUGCCACAAGGCCUUCUCCGACAAGUCGUACUUCCGGGCCCACCUGCGCAGCCACACGGGCGAGCGCGCCUACGAGUGCCCCGCGUGCCGCAAGAUCUUCUACCAGAAGUCCUACUUCAAGACCCACCUGAAGAUCCACACGGGCGAGCGGCCCCACGAAUGUCCCCAGUGCGCCAAGACCUUCUGCUGGAAGUCCAGCCUCAAGCUGCACCUCAAGACGCACACGGGCGAGAAGCCCUUCGCCUGCCCGCUGUGCGCCAAGGCCUUCUCCUACAAGUCCAACUUCAACAUGCACCUGCGCAGCCACACGGGCGAGCGCGCCUACGAGUGCCCUGACUGCCGCAAGCUCUUCUACCAGAAAUCCUACUUCCAGCGCCACCUCAAGAGCCACAAGGGCGAGCGGCCCCACGGCUGUCCUGAGUGCGCCAAGACCUUCUGCUGGAAGUCCAGCCUCAACCUGCACCUGAAGACGCACACGGGCGAGAAGCCGUACGCCUGCCCGCUGUGCGCCAAGGCCUUCUCCGACAAGGCCUACUUCAAGACCCACCUGCGCAGCCACACGGGCGAGCGCGCCCACGAGUGCCCGCACUGCCCCAAGGUCUUCUACCAGGAGUCGUACCUGCAGAAGCACCUGCACACCCACUCGAGGGAGCGGCCCCACGGCUGUCCCCAGUGCGCCAAGACCUUCCGCUGGAAGUCCAGCCUCAACCUGCACCUCAAGACGCACACGGGCGAGAAGCCCUUCGAGUGUGCCGAGUGCCAGAAGAUCUUCUACCAGAAAGGCGAUUUCCAGGCCCACCAGAAAGUCCACACCGGCGAGAAGGCCUACCAGUGCCCGCAGUGCCCCAAGACCUUCUGCUGGAAGUCCAGCCUCAAGAAACAUCUCAAGAGCCACUCGGGGGAGGAGACGGCCCGAGAGAGUAAGCCACGGCCAGAGGGGCCGGGCGGCGCCCCCGGUUAAGCGCACGCGUUGACACCGGGGCGCAAGGACCCGGGUUCCAGCCCCCGGUCCCCGCCUGUGGGGGGGGGGGGAUGUUUCACGAGCGGUGAAACGCCUCUCUCUCCUCCUCUCCCCACUUCUCCGUCUGUCCCGUAAGAAAUGAAUAUAUAGAUAGAUAGAUAGAUACGAGUAACUUUUUUUUUUAAACCAGAUGUCGAUGGACAUCUGACUAGUCAAGUCAUGCAGGAGAGGAUCUGAAUGUAACGAAUCAUAAACAUAUUUGCUGUUUAUUCAGACGUUGACCUGCGUAUGAGAAGCCACUUGGGUGAGGAGCCUAUGUGAAUGUAUAGACUACAUUAAAAAAAAUAAAUAAAUCGGGAGUCGGGCGGUAGCGCAGCGGGUUAAGCGCACGUGGGGCAAAGCGCAAGGAUCGGCCUAAGGAUCCUGGUUCGAGCCCCCGGCUCCCCACCUGCAGGGGAGUCGCUUCCCAGGUGGUGAAGCAGGUCUGCAGGUGUCUGUCUUUCUCUCCGCCUCUCUGUCUUCCCCUCCUCGCUCCAUUUCUCUCUGUCCUAGCCAACAAUGACAUCAACAACAAUGACAUCAUAUAACAACAACAAUAACUACAAGAAGGGCAACAUAAGGGAAUAAAUGCAUAAAUAUAUAAAAUAAUAAAAAUAAGUAAAGAGUAGAUUUUUAAAAAAUAAUGAGUAAAUAAAGUGGGAGGAGGGCGAUCGCGCUCCGGGUGAAGUGCAGCUAGUGCAGAGCAGUAGGACCAGUGGACCAGCGCCAGGAUCCCAGUUGAAGCCCCCGGUCCCCUCCUGCAGUGGGGCGGGAGCUUCCCGAGUAGUGAAGCCGGGCUGCAGGUGUCUCUCUGUCUCUCGCCCUCCCUCUCUGUCUCCCCUCCUCCCCUCUCAAUUUCUGCCUGUCUCUACCUAAUAAGUAGAUAAUAAAAAAUUUUAAACGUUAACACAUAAAGGUGGAAGAUAGCAGAAAACCUUUCCACUUGUAUGACAGAGGUCUGCGAGAACUGAUUUUGCCUUCACUACUGAGGUCAGGAAUUGCAUUUCUUCUGUUGGCUUGCUUGCUUUUGCUUUUGCUUUUCCGCGUUCCUGAACUGACCAAAUGAGCCUUUGGUGUUGCUGUAAAGUGGAAGUGGCAUCAGGAUCGAAGGAGGGUGCCCGGGAAGGUGGUCUCGGGAACAUAGAUCACCCCACGGCAUGCCACUCGGAGGGCAGAACCAAGGUGGUGGUUUUUAACUCUCCAUUUGCCAUAACUUGGGUUGAACUUGAAGCGUGGCCAACGACACGAGCCAGUGGGAGAGGAACAAACCCACCUUAUCUCAGGUCAAACUAUGAAGCAAGAAAUGCGGCUUCAGAGACUAAAAGACUCUGGACUGGGGAAACAGGAGUGGGGGAGGCGGCAGUGGGAGUCGGGUACAAACAGCGAUUCCCAAGGAGAUUAGAGAGACUCGGGGGGGCAGGCGGUGGCGCCCCUGGUUAAGGACACGCACGCGCUCAGGUGCACUAGGACGCGGGUUCAAGCUCUUCCUCUCUCUUCUCCACGGUGCAGCCCGACACCGGACCACAACACUGGUCCCCGCCUGCAGCGGGUGGGGAAAUCUUCACAAGUGGUGAAGUAGGGCUGCAGGUGUCUCUCUGUCUCUUCCCCACCCACCCCUCUCGAUUUCUGCCUCUAUUCAAGAAUAAAUAAAAACCUUGAAAAGAGAGAAAUUGCCCUGCAGAUCAUUAUUACUGCCAGGAAAAUAAUGGGGAUAAGACCAAGAAGAAAGAGCAAAUAUAGGUAGAUAGUAUCGAACUAAUAGCCCAUAUCUGAUCUUGGAUCACGACCGAUGUUUCCAGUGGAAGGGAAGGGGACAUGGAACUCUGGUGGUGGCAGAUUUGUACAAUGAUGCUCCUGUCUUAAAAUUUUGUGAAAGUAUUAAAUGACUAUUAAAAAAUAUAUGAAAGUGAGGGGUCGGGCAGUAGCGCAGCGGGUUAAGCGCAGUUGGCGCAAAGCACAAGGACCGGCAUGAGGAUCCCGGUUCGAGCCCCCGGCUCCCCACCUGCAGGGGAGUCGCUUCUCAGGCGGUGAAGCAGGUCUGCAGGUGUCUGUCUUUCUCUCCCCCUCUCUGUCUUCCCCUCCUCUCUCCAUUUCUCUGUGUCCUAACAAUGGACAAUAACAAUAAAAAAGGGAAAUAUA